ACAGAAAGAGAGUUCAGUCUUAUUCCUUCGUUUUGCAACAAGUCACAAGACAGCGGUAGAACCUUCAAGGAGGAUCACAGGCAACGUAUCAAACAUGACUCUGGAAACGUCUUUAAUCUCACUGUUUGCUUUCAUGCUCACAUGCACAGUGCACGCGUGCCAGAUCAACAUCCAGCAGCAAGACUUGGUGUCCAAGUGGAGAGGAAGUGCUGAAACCACGCUUCACUGCGAGGUCAACGGCACCAGCGACUGCGUAGCUGAUCGCACAUGGACGUUCGUUUGGUUCAAGUUUGAGGCCAAUAGCAGCAGGAGUCUUUGGUCUAAGGGGAACGCACGAGAGCUGCUCAUCAGGAACGUCACCGUGAAUGACAGCGGCGUGUACUAUUGUGGCGUCAUAGUCAACGACUUCACCCAGAGCGGGGGCCGUUAUAUUGGAAGGGGGACCCUGCUGGUGGUGAGAGAGUACAGCCACGUGAAGCACGCUUUGGUGUGGACGUUGUUUGGCCUUCUGGCUCUGUACAGCCUGGCCCUGCUGGUCCUUCUUAUCCUAAAGAAGAUGCAGAGGAAAACGGCCACUUUCGCCGGCAGAGAACAUGGCAACGGUGGGAAGGGCGAACCCAAACGAUCAGCCCAGUUCCGAAGUGUGGUGCGAGAGCUGUACAGCAGGAGGAACUUGCAAAAGCACAUGAAGAAACACUGCGUGACCCCUGCUCAGCCAAAGGACGAGCUGACCUGCUCUGAUGCAGUGGACGAGACUGUGUACCAGAACAUGUGACCACAGAAUGCCUGGCCUGGAAUUAUGGGAAACUGGAGGAACCUGGGAAAUUUUAGGCACCGCGGACCCUUAAUAUGGAAAUGCUGCAGACUGCUUCACUGGGCAAGUCCGCUUCCAGUCAGUGAUCAGCAAUUCCUCCAGACCUCCGAGAUCCACUUAUAUGUUAAGAUCCUGUCAGGUUAAGUUGUAGUAUCUCUACUUUAGACUCGGGGGUGAUCUUUGGAUGGGGGGAGGGGUAAUCACCAGUGUAAUGAGUAUAUGAUCUGGCAGAAUUGGUUAUGCACUGUCUGUCAAACGACUAUCAAAGGAACAAAAAUAUACAUUCAGUGAUGAGUAAACUUGCAGUAAGUAGUAAAACAAUUAAAUUUUUUAUUUUUUCUAUAAUAAAUUCUAUUUCAAUAGUAA
Molecule: messenger RNA, 1180 nt
Organism: Brienomyrus brachyistius
Lineage: Eukaryota; Metazoa; Chordata; Actinopteri; Osteoglossiformes; Mormyridae
Product: immunoglobulin superfamily member 6
Exons: 6
Coding region: 95-775 (226 amino acids)
Source: RefSeq, a predicted model, not a curated record